UCAUGGCUGCAUAGACACACAGCCUGGAACACAACAACACACACAGUAUGAGGGCGAUGGACGCAUGGGGCUGCCUCUUCCCGCCUCACCCUCUAAGAGCGACGCGUUGCAGUCAGGAUCAUGCCGUCUGACAUGUCAUCCGUGUCGAUGCUGAAGUUGUCGCCGACCUCUGUGCCGAGGUCGGGGAGCAGCUGCUGGAUGGCGCCACGAAUCACCAGCAGCUGCUCCCCGACCUGUAGGUAAGGGAGAAACAAACAGCCCAUUGGAUGCGGCCCGACACAUACAUACAUACACACACACACAUACAUACCGCCUUCCUCGAUGAAGACUUCCAGGUGAUGGAUCUCCGGCAGCAAAUCCCAUUCGUCUCCCCACUGCAGUCCGGCCUCGCCCUCUCCCAGCUCAUCGACAUACAAGUGCACACGCGCCAGCUUUCUCCCUGAACCGACCGCCUUCAGCAGCCCCAACACCUCGCCAGCAGGCGCCGAGUAGUAGACCCCCACCUCGUUCACCUGCGGCAUCAACUUGGCCAAAUAGCACGCAGCCCUCAACGCGGAGCCGCCGCCCUGCAUCCCGAGAGAUGGGAUCCGCCUCGGGCGAGAGGUGGCGGAGCAGAGCGGGGUCGGGUGUUGGUAUAGUGGGAGGGACACCGACCUCAAUUGCUGAUAGUGCCUUGCAGCCGUGGGCAGCCAACACACGCCCUGAUCGACACACGAAGGGGGAGGUCAAGUAAAUCCCACUACUGCGUGCGUGUGCGUACCCUCCGGUUUUGUUGUUCCUGAUCCACGCACAGAAGGAGAGUGGAUCAAUCCCCGCUGAAGCCUACCGGUGCUCUACGGACGGCGGUGGCUUGUUGCCUCUCUUGACGGUUGCCCCACUCACUGGUGUGACGCUGACGACACACAGACGUACCAAUUGCGCCACGCCAUGCUGUGUAUGUCAGCAUCUGUUCGUGUGUCAUACUCUGUGGCGCAAUGUAUGCAUGAUGUCGAUGUGUGGCGCCUGUUGUGGCCCUGUUGUGGCCCUUGGCCGCCGUCAGCGAGAGCUCCCAAUGAAUGAAAGACCUGUGCAUGGGACGGCGGCGAUGAAUGGCACGCAGCAGAGAGACGACAGGUCAAGGCCACUCCAGGCGUUUGUGUACCUCUUCUACGAGCAGCUGUCGAGGCCCACCUCCCUCCUGUGCCAU
This is a messenger RNA of Vitrella brassicaformis, 1186 nucleotides long. The record is from the annotation of a GenBank genome assembly. NCBI's taxonomy places the organism in Eukaryota, Vitrellaceae.